AUGAUCAAGGAGAUGAUGGAGCCUGAAGCCAGAAAAGGAGAAAGACCCACCUACAAAAAGCCAUAUCUGGCUUACAUUGGUCAGAUACCUCUAUCAUCAUGUUUCAAGGUCCCAAACUUCACCUUGUUUAAUGGGGAAGAUCUCCAUGCUUCAUCAGUUGAGCAUAUAGGCAGGUUUUUUGUCCAAUCCAUAGCCAUAGAAAAUAACCCUCUGUUAAAGUUAAGGCUUUUUGGGAAUUCUCUCUCUGGACAAGCUUUCACCUGGUACACCAGUCUUACUGCUAAUUCUAUUCAGACCUGGGAGCAAAUGGAAAACGUGUUCCAUGAUUACUAUUUCAAGAUCCAGCCAAAAGUCACCAUCAGUGAUCUUGCUGUCCUCAAACAAAAUGAACCUGCCUAG
Molecule: messenger RNA, 399 nt
Organism: Prunus armeniaca (apricot)
Lineage: Eukaryota; Viridiplantae; Streptophyta; Magnoliopsida; Rosales; Rosaceae
Source: the annotation of a GenBank genome assembly